AGCUUCUGAUGCUCGCGCUAUCAGUGCCGCGUAUCCUACACAGUCAUUGGCGCUUCUUUCGGCGGCGGAGUGCUGCACCUUGCAGUACCACGGAGGAAGACCGAAUUAAAAAAAAAAAACAACAAAACACAAUUAAGCAGCACAGCUCCUAGUUAGUUCAUCGGUUUCACUGCGACUGCUGGCAGUGGUGGGCGAGAGAAGCACUCCCAUCCUUGUGGCUCCGCUGCCUCAUAUUAUAAUAAAACACACAGAUUGUGUUUUUAAAGCCUCUCAAUAGUUUCACCAUUUUACGGAGUCAUUCUCUACGAAUCGAGAUAGCCGUUCAUCAGCCGAAGAAAACCGACUGACAUCGGUACAAUGGGGUAUGGUAGAUCAGACAGCUACCGUGUUGCCACCACACAGGAUGGUGACGACAAAGACUCUCCGAAGAAAAAGGCGAAGACCAAGGACUUAGAUGACCUGAAGAAGGAAGUUCCACUGACAGAGCACAAGAUGUCUGUAGAGGAAGUGUGCCGGAAAUACAACACAGACAUUGUCCAGGGCCUGACCAAUGCCAGAGCAGCAGAAUACCUUGCCCGAGAUGGACCAAACGCUCUUACACCACCCCCCACCACCCCAGAAUGGGUCAAGUUCUGCCGCCAACUGUUCGGAGGCUUCUCCAUUCUGCUGUGGACAGGAGCCAUUCUCUGCUUUUUGGCCUAUGCCAUCCAGGCUGCCACGGAGGAUGAGCCUUCUGGGGACAAUCUCUACCUGGGAAUUGUGCUGUCUGCUGUUGUCAUUAUCACCGGCUGCUUCUCAUACUUCCAAGAAGCAAAGAGCUCCAAAAUCAUGGAGUCUUUUAAGAACAUGGUACCCCAGCAAGCUCUGGUGAUCCGUGAGGGAGAAAAGAUGCAGAUCAAUGCUGAGGAAGUGGUAGCAGGAGAUCUGGUGGAAGUGAAAGGAGGAGACCGGAUUCCUGCUGAUCUCCGCAUUGUCUCCUCUCACGGCUGCAAGGUGGACAAUUCCUCUCUGACUGGUGAAUCGGAGCCUCAGACCCGAUCGCCUGACUGUACCCAUGACAACCCUCUGGAGACACGCAACAUUGCCUUCUUCUCUACAAACUGUGUAGAAGGGACUGCCCGUGGUAUUGUCGUCUGCACUGGUGACCGCACAGUGAUGGGCAGGAUUGCUACCCUGACCUCAGGCCUAGAGACUGGCAAAACCCCGAUUGCAAAGGAGAUAGAGCACUUCAUCCACCUGAUCACGGGUGUGGCUGUCUUCCUCGGAGUCACCUUCUUCAUCCUUUCCAUAGUUCUGGGCUACACCUGGCUGGAAGCCGUUAUCUUUCUUAUUGGCAUCAUUGUUGCCAAUGUGCCUGAAGGCUUGCUGGCUACUGUCACUGUGUGCCUGACCCUCACUGCUAAGCGCAUGGCCCGCAAAAACUGCCUUGUGAAAAACCUGGAGGCUGUAGAGACCCUGGGCUCCACCUCUACAAUCUGUUCUGACAAGACAGGGACUCUGACUCAGAACCGUAUGACUGUGGCCCACAUGUGGUUUGACAACCAAAUCCAUGAGGCUGACACAACUGAGGACCAGUCUGGAACUUCAUUUGACAAGAGCUCUGUCACAUGGGUGUCCCUGGCACGGAUUGCUGCACUCUGCAACCGGGCUGUGUUCAAGGCAGGGCAAGAGUCACUGCCUAUCCUGAAACGAGAGGUAGCAGGUGAUGCGUCUGAGUCAGCCCUGCUCAAGUGCAUUGAGCUAUCCUGUGGCUCUGUUAAAGCAAUGAGGGACAAGUACAAGAAAGUGGCCGAGAUCCCCUUCAAUUCAACCAAUAAAUACCAGCUUUCUGUGCAUGAAACGGAAGAUCCCAAUGACGGCCGCUACCUGCUUGUGAUGAAGGGCGCUCCUGAGCGCAUUCUGGAUCGCUGCACUACCAUACUCCUGCAGGGCAAGGAGCAACCCAUGGACGAGGAAAUGAGGGAAGCUUUUCAGAACGCUUAUCUCGAGCUGGGAGGCCUGGGAGAAAGAGUGCUGGGUUUUUGCCAUCUUCUUUUGCCUGAGGACAAGUAUCCCAAGGGCUUUGCCUUCGAUUGCGAUGACGUGAAUUUUCAAACCGACAACCUGUGCUUUGUGGGUCUGAUGUCUAUGAUCGACCCUCCGCGUGCGGCGGUUCCUGAUGCUGUGGGCAAGUGCCGAUCUGCUGGCAUCAAAGUCAUCAUGGUAACUGGGGACCACCCCAUCACUGCCAAAGCCAUUGCCAAGGGGGUCGGCAUUAUUUCUGAGGGAAAUGAGACUGUAGAAGACAUUGCUGCUCGACUCAACAUUCCAGUCAGCCAGGUCAAUCCCAGGGAUGCCAAGGCUUGUGUGAUCCAUGGGACAGACUUGAAGGACCUCACUCAGGAGCAAAUGGAUGAGGUGCUACGAAACCAUACAGAGAUCGUCUUUGCCAGGACCUCUCCUCAGCAGAAGCUUAUCAUUGUGGAGGGAUGCCAGAGACAGGGUGCUAUUGUGGCUGUGACCGGCGAUGGGGUGAAUGACUCUCCAGCCCUGAAGAAGGCUGAUAUUGGCGUUGCUAUGGGAAUUUCUGGUUCUGAUGUGUCCAAACAGGCAGCUGAUAUGAUUCUGCUGGAUGACAACUUUGCUUCUAUUGUCACUGGAGUGGAAGAAGGUCGCCUCAUUUUUGACAACCUGAAGAAGUCCAUUGCCUAUACACUGACUAGCAACAUUCCAGAGAUCACACCCUUCCUCUUCUUCAUCAUGGUCAACAUCCCUCUGCCACUGGGAACCAUCACCAUCUUGUGUAUUGAUCUGGGCACUGACAUGGUACCAGCCAUCUCACUGGCCUAUGAGGCAGCAGAGAGUGACAUCAUGAAGAGGCAGCCCAGGAACCCAAGAGUGGACAAGCUGGUGAAUGAAAGGCUGAUCAGCAUUGCCUACGGACAGAUUGGUAUGAUCCAAGCUUUGGGGGGGUUUUUCAGCUACUUUGUCAUCCUGGCUGAGAAUGGAUUCCUGCCCUCUCUGUUAGUGGGCAUCCGCCUUAAAUGGGAUGAUCGCUCCAUGAAUGACCUGGAAGAUAGCUAUGGCCAGCAGUGGACCUACGAGCAGCGGAAAAUUGUGGAAUUUACUUGCCACACAGCCUUCUUUGUCAGCAUUGUGGUGGUACAAUGGGCUGAUGUUAUUAUCUGCAAGACCCGACGUAAUUCUGUCUUCCAGCAAGGAAUGAAAAAUAAGAUCCUGAUAUUUGGACUGUUUGAAGAGACGGCCCUUGCUGCCUUCCUCUCCUACUGUCCAGGCAUGGAUGUGGCCCUUAGGAUGUACCCACUCAAGCCGCUUUGGUGGUUCUGCGCAUUCCCCUAUAGUUUCCUCAUCUUUGUUUAUGAUGAAAUCCGCAAACUCCUUCUGCGCAGACACCCUGGAGGUUGGGUGGAGAAGGAAACGUACUAUUAAAUGAUCAAGCCUGUAUUUAUUCAGUCCCCCCUUCCUCCCUCUCUCACCUCCCCUCAGCCCCUCUCAACAUUCAUUUAAAAUUCCACACAUAUCAAUGACGUUACUGCCCUCUGUGCGAUGUGGGAGAGGAAGAGAGAAACAGAACCAUGGACGAGUAAACUUCUCAUAUUGCCCAUGUGUCUCUUUAUACCUACAAUUACAGCAAAUUCCUCCUGCCAGUACAGUGCAAUGUUUACAUUCCAUUAUGGCAUUGUUCCUCUGUGCUAUUCCAUUGUUGUGCACAUGAAUAAAGCUGUAAUUACUAUAUGUACGAAUGGCAGCUGCAUAGUGGUCCUGUAGACUGGCAGGGUCAUGACGUGUUGUAAAAGCCUCAAUUUUGUGAAAAUAGCACUUCUCUACUGCCUCUUUUUCUGCUCCUCUCCAUCUCUACCUUUCCUUUAUCCUGUUUCACUAAUUUCAUUACCUGAUAUGCCAUGCAGAACUACCCCUGUCUGAAUUUCAUUCCACAUUAAAACCCAGUGGACUCAUUUUCUCUUUCUGAAGGGUGUUCUUUAAUCCCUUCAUGGUAUCUCUUUUCUAAUCUGUUUGGUUGUAGUGCUGUUGUUUUUAGAGUGAGGUUGAGUGGUUUUUAAAAUGUAUCCCUAUUGCUUUUGCUGGGGAGGGUAAAAAGCUGCUUCCCUUGUCUGGGCCUAAAAAGGCUCACUCCCUCCAUUUCACUGUCACUUCCUCUUGCUCUGUGGGUUGGUCUCUGUCUGUCUCUUUGUGUGCAUUGUUCUUGCUAACUUCCUCACCCAUCAAAAUAACCUUCUGUAUUCUAGGUAAAAAAUUCAAUUAAAAGAAAAAAUGAAAGUAACUUACAAAGGAAAACAAACAAAGGCUCUUUUCUGUAGGUUUCAAUUUGGUAUUUUUUUUAUUUACUUUUUGUGAGGCUUGAAAACUGGCAUUGUGAAAAUAGCUGAGUACAUCAGGAAAAUGAAUAUGUAUAAAGUAUGCCCCAGUAACAUGCAGAAGUACCACCAUGGGAUUAGUAUUGACUCGGGCAUUGAACCAGAAAGCUGGCAAUGUUGUAAUAAA
Molecule: messenger RNA, 4503 nt
Organism: Scleropages formosus (Asian bonytongue)
Lineage: Eukaryota; Metazoa; Chordata; Actinopteri; Osteoglossiformes; Osteoglossidae
Product: sodium/potassium-transporting ATPase subunit alpha-3-like
Exons: 22
Coding region: 358-3429 (1023 amino acids)
Biological process (GO): intracellular potassium ion homeostasis; intracellular sodium ion homeostasis; sodium ion export across plasma membrane
Cellular component (GO): plasma membrane
Molecular function (GO): ATP hydrolysis activity; ATP binding; P-type sodium:potassium-exchanging transporter activity
Source: RefSeq, a predicted model, not a curated record